UUGACAGCAGAAAGGGGAAAUGUCAUUGUGCUUUUUUAGUGUAUGAAAGGAAUAAAAUUUGCAGGUGGAGCAAUUUAUACUAAAAUAGCACAAUUUAAUAAAUAAAACUCUGUACAGACAAAGCUUAACAUAAACAACGAAUUAAAAAUGGCUCAGAUGGAUAUGGAAUUAAAGAAGGCAUUUACCGAAAUGCAAAUUAACAAAAUCGAGACUACCAAAAAAAUGAACAUGAUCGAUAUGAAAUGCAGUAUGGUGAAAAAUGGGAAACAAAAAUAUGAACUAACCGAAAAGGGCACGAGCGAUCUGAAUGAUGACACAAGAGUCUACCUUUCCGUGGGACGCAUGUUUGUCCUAACCGAUGUAGAUCAUAUGCGUACUGAUCUCAAGAGUAAGCAGGAAAAGUGUGAUAAGGCCAUUGAGCUGCUCAACAAAAAGAAGGAAUUCUUAGUGAAGUCAUUGAAAGAUCAAGAGGAUGGCUUGCGCGAAUUGGUGCAGCAACGCAAGGAAGCUGAUGCAGCGUCAAAGUGAAUAAAUGUUUAAAUUAAGAUCGCCUAGUUUAUCUGUAAAUUUUUGCAAGCACUUUUUCCCCCGAUAAUAUUUCUCACCGAUUGAAAAAUUUCAAUCAGUGUAUAAAUAAAUUAAAUUUAUUUUUAUUAAACUUA
Anastrepha obliqua is the source of this 662-nucleotide messenger RNA. It is a transcript of the gene Pfdn1, whose product is annotated as prefoldin subunit 1. The coding region runs from base 148 to 528 and encodes 126 amino acids. Gene Ontology annotation, biological process: protein folding. The transcript is spliced from 3 exons. Gene Ontology annotation, cellular component: cytoplasm; prefoldin complex. NCBI's taxonomy places the organism in Eukaryota, Metazoa, Arthropoda, Insecta, Diptera, Tephritidae. The record is from RefSeq and is a predicted model, not a curated record. Gene Ontology annotation, molecular function: protein folding chaperone.